AAAAAAAGUUCAAGUCGCCCAUAGAAACUCCCACUUCAGUUACAAGCCUACUAUUACUUACAACCCAUUAUAAACUUGAACAAACAACAAAAUCAAAUCACAAUGCCAAAGUCUAAACGAUCUAAGGUUGUCUAUAUGACGCAGGUCAACAAGAAGACGCGUGAAGACAAAGACCGUCUAUUCGAGAACAUCCGAAAAUGCAUCCCCGACUACCAGCACUGUUUCGUCUUCAGUGUCGACAACAUGCGCAACACCUACCUCAAGGGCGUGAGGCAAGAAUUAUCCGAUAGUCGACUUUUUUUCGGCAAGACCAAACUUAUGGCACGCGCCUUGGGCCACAGUCCCGAGGAUAGUUACGCAGACAAUAUCUACCACCUAACCCCCUAUCUGCGCGGUACUGUCGGCCUUAUUUUCACAAACCGCACACCUGACCAACUCCUCCCAUACCUGGAAACCUUAUCUCAGGACAAGAUCGACUUCGCCCGCGCCGGCGCCACCGCCCCGCGCGACUUCAUCGUUCCGUACGGCACCAUCUAUGCCACCGGCGGUGAGGUGCCCGCGGAAUACGACGUGCCCAUUGGCCACACCCUCGAGCCUGAGUUGCGCCGGCUCGGCGUGCCCGUCCGUAUGAUUAAGGGCCGCGUCGUCCUUGAGGAGGGACCCGAAGGCCCUCAGGAAUCUGGCGGGUAUGUCGUUUGCCGUGAAGGCGAUGUCCUAGACUCGCAGCAGACGAGGCUACUCAAGCUAUUCAGCGUCUGUUUGAGCGAAUUCAAGAUCAAGGUCCUCGCUUAUUGGAGCGCGGCCACCACCAAAGUCACCCCAGUAGAUCUAGGGGUUACGGGCAACGUCGAGGACAAUGAGGGAGUCGAUCAGGAAGGAACCUAAUAGUGGUAGUCAACACUCCACUCUUACUAUUUCUCCCUCCCGUAUAUAACUCGUAUGUGUGCAUUUACGGUGAUACCAUUGGUUGCUGGCGUUCGGUGGAGGCAAAAUAGGGACCGGUAUAUAUGAUUAGAGUUUUACUAUUCCAUCAAGAUGCAGU
Annulohypoxylon maeteangense is the source of this 1042-nucleotide messenger RNA. RefSeq names its product ribosomal protein L10. The coding region runs from base 103 to 885 and encodes 260 amino acids. Lineage: Eukaryota; Fungi; Ascomycota; Sordariomycetes; Xylariales; Hypoxylaceae. Gene Ontology annotation, biological process: ribosomal large subunit biogenesis; rRNA processing; ribosomal large subunit assembly. Gene Ontology annotation, cellular component: nucleolus; preribosome, large subunit precursor. The transcript is spliced from 2 exons. The record is from RefSeq and is a predicted model, not a curated record. Gene Ontology annotation, molecular function: RNA binding.